Messenger RNA from Acanthopagrus latus (yellowfin seabream), 3490 nucleotides. RefSeq names its product 5-hydroxytryptamine receptor 4-like. Gene Ontology annotation, biological process: adenylate cyclase-activating adrenergic receptor signaling pathway. The transcript has a single exon. Gene Ontology annotation, molecular function: G protein-coupled receptor activity. The record is from RefSeq and is a predicted model, not a curated record. Gene Ontology annotation, cellular component: membrane. The coding region runs from base 323 to 1453 and encodes 376 amino acids. NCBI's taxonomy places the organism in Eukaryota, Metazoa, Chordata, Actinopteri, Spariformes, Sparidae.
ACAUUUCCACUGAGAAGAGAUAAAUGUGUGUUUAUUGCUUAUACAGACCACUCUCCCACCUGUGAUCACAGCUCAGCCAUGACACAUCUGACUAUGUACCCACCUGUCCCCUUACCUCAUGGCCCACUGACUCCUGGUACAUGCCAGUUAAUCAUUUACUCCUUGACGGGCUUUGUUAUGUCAGUGGAUCAAUAAUGGGCAUAUGCACACACACACAAACAUUCACACGGACAGUCAGGUAUAAAUCACAGGACACGCAGCUCCAUAUGUUGAAGGAACAGGGACAGGUUUAGAUCAGCCAGUGAGACAUGAUCGGCACUGAAUGGAAAGGCAUCCGCAUGGAUUUAUUUGGAGUGGCUGGUGGCUCGCGUCUUGCCUCAUCAUGAUUUCCACAGCAGGAACUAACACCUCAGAUAACCACACCCUGACUAAUCCUCCUGCUUUAUUUCAUAGCACCGCUGCCAAAGUCUCUGUGCUGUGCCUGCUCCUACCCAUCCCCGUCCUGGCCAUCAUGGGAAAUCUCCUCAUCAUGGCCGCGGUGGCACGUUUCCAGAGCCUCCGGACACUCGCCAAUGCUUUCAUGGUUUCCCUGGCAGUGGCAGACCUCCUGGUUGCCACGCUGGUGAUGCCUUUCAGUCUGGUGCGUUCCAUCGACAGAUGGCGCUUCGGGCGCUGCUUCUGCCGAGUCCACUUCCUGCUCGAUGUCACCUUCUGUACGUCCUCCAUUUUUAAUCUCAGCUGCGUGGCACUGGACCGAUACAUAGCAGUGUGCGACCCGCUGCACUAUCCUGCCCGGAUGUCUCCCAGACGUGUGACCAUGCUGCUGCUGCUCUGCUGGAUUCUGCCUCUGGUCUUCUCCUCUCUCUGUGUCUCCCUCGGCAUGAACACUCAGUUUCUUCCUCAGAGCUGUCCAGCCAUGUUUCAAGCUCCUUACGCCUUUGCAACCUCAGCCAUCUCCUUCUUCAUUCCCGUGUGUUUCAUGCUGUUUGCCUAUGGGAAAAUCUUCAAGGCUGCCCGGAGACAAGCGAGGUGGAUCCACGCAAUCGAUCAGCAGAUGAACCAGAGUUCGAUGAGGACUGACACCAGCAGACGAGUCCAGACUCGUGUUGAAAGCCAUUCCCUGAAGAAGGAACAAAAGGCAGUGAAGACACUGGGUCUGAUCAUUGGGGUCUUCCUGCUCUGCUGGCUUCCUUUCUUUUGCCUGAACAUGGCUCGUCCUCUGAAGGGCUACAGCAUCAGCCCCCUGGUCCUGGAGGCCUCCAUGUGGCUUGGAUAUGCUAACUCCUCUCUGAACCCUUUCCUCUACACCUUGUUCAACAAGAACUACCGUCACACAUUUGCAGCCAUGUUAGACUGUGGACCUUUGGGGAGGCAGAUAAGAGCAGGUUUGGAUUCAUCACCAUUCAGUAGACAAGCACAUACUGUUGUUACCUUGGAGACCAUUUCAAGAUGAUCAUAGGCAUUAGCUUGAUAAUGUUUGCCAAUUCCUCGUGGGCAGGGAGGGGGUUUUUUGUUCCAUUUCGCCUUAAACAAUCACUGAAGAGAGGUGGACUAAUGAUAGUUAUAAACCAGUGUAGCAGAAGCUGAAACAUGGUGACUUUUAGUGUGAUCCUUUGUUUCCCCAAUGCAGUGUUUUUCGUUACUGAAAACUUUGAAGAAAUAAAACAUCCAGCAAUCUAUAUAGGGUUGCGCUAAAGAUAGAUCUUUGACAGUCAAAGCAAUCAUAAAAUGUUUUGUCUGCACUGACGAGAUGAGACGGGAAUAAAAUGCCAGUCAUCGGACAUUCGAAAGAUGGACAUACCCCCCAAUUGUGCGUCAAGUCAGUCUGUCAAAAUCUAAACAAUGCAUCCCUCUCACUGGCGUGUUGUGCACAGACUACCACACUCCCUCGGGGUUGUUGUCCCAAACCAACAGCCAGUUAGAGACAACAUGGCGGCUUCAAUACAGCUAUAAUGGUUUGGUUUUUAUAAUUUGGCAUAAAGGUUAACACAAUGAAAAGUAUACUGAUCUUGAUGUGCAAAAUCAUCUCCAGUCUUGCCACGUAUGUACAGAGGCAGAUUAGUCACACUAAUAUAACUGAAUUAAUGUAAUGUAAUGUUCUUCUUGGUGUCAAACGCUGCACAUAUUCUCGUCAUGGAAACCGAUCGAGUAGUAAUGAUGUGGUGGUUAUUAGUAGUUCAGGCCACUUUAAUUUCCCUCUGUGGCCUGGACAAUAUACAUAGUAAUAAAAAAGUACCAACUUGACGCAGAAGAAUAAAUACAUCUUUGUGAGAAAGUGUUCUGGCAACUUAUUCAUUCUGGAAAAAAAAAACAGUCAUCUAAAAGUACUGCCACCAAGAACUUCAUUUUUAUUUUUAAUUAUGUCUUAAAGGCUCGGGUCACACAAGAGAGACAAAUGCCAGAAACUAAGUUACUGAUUGUGUAUGACUCAGACAUUUUUCCACACCUGGUAAAGACCAUCAGUGGACAGCUUUUAAAUCUCUAUAAACAGAAAUUUCCUCAUUUGAAAGAGUUGUUGAGCACGUCCACUGAGUUUAGGAGGAACGCCACAUUUAACAAGUCUUUCUUUGUGUGUUUGUUUCUAUUUCAACAAACGUAUUUGUGUUCAUUCUUUCUCAUUAACACGUGUACAGUAUGUUUUGAAUAUAAUAAUGAUGAGGCAGGGCAACCACUGACAAGUUUUAUAAAAAAUAUCCCAUCAGUGCUCCGUCCAAAGCCACGCCCCCAAAAACUUGAACGCGCGUCUGGCAGUGGGACUCAGCAGGGAGAAGGAGAUGUCGAAGCACAACGCACCAAUUAGCUAAAUUUAGUGCAGCGCAGACAGGAAGUAAAGUGCCAAACAAACAACACCCAGUUACUUUUCAAAAUAAAACACUCCGCGUUGACACCAGCACACGUCGUGAGGCCAGCUGUUUACCCUACUGCACCUUGGCGGACUCAAACGCAGCCGGUGGGGACUGCCAGAGGGCGGAGCAAAACCGGAUCGGAGCCGCAACGCAGCGGACACACAUCCAGUGGAAACUGGGCCGACUCAUUAGCCAUCCUCAUGGCUUAAUACAGCACACAAAGAAGCUAACGUUAGCACUGGGCUAAUACGAGCAACAAACGUAGCCAAGUCAGCAAACCUUACAUAUUUCAUGAAAAUAACAAAUCCCCCCAAAACAAAACAAAUAAUUACCUGUCCAACUGAAAGAAAGCAACCUCUGCAUCACUUUUUAGGCCCUUCACAUGCCACCACCAUGUUGACUCGGGUCUGACUUCUUUCUUUAUCCAGAGCCUAUUUUCGUCUGUUGCCUUUUCUGCCUCAGGCUUUCUUUUCCUUGCCUUUUUAGCAGGGUGAGCUGUUACAAGUAACGCUGGCUGCAUUUUCUCUACCAUUGUAACCAAAUUAAGGUCUUCUCCUGCAACUCCAUAUUUCUGCAGAGCAGUGUGCUGAAUAUUUCCGGCAUCAGUGAAAUGUAAGGUGUGCACGGUGGAGGAGGGAGGGACA